UGGUGGAAGCUCAGUUUGAAUCUUCUUUGCCUUUCACGUUUGUUGUCGAAUCCAGACAUCCUUCCGCAAGAUGAGCGCUCUCAAAAUGAUGAUCUCCAUCGCUUUCGGUCUCUUUGCGUUACUCGUGGUCAUCCAUGCCGCAGACAAAGAUUUGUUGUUAAAAGGACUGAUGAGUGAUUUGGUACAGAAACCAAUAUUUUAUGUCGGCGAAAUGAGAAAUACUGAUCGUGCACUUGGAGAUCCUUGCCAAUUCAGCUUUGACUGCAGCAGUGGUUGUUGUCUUCAAGAGAAGAGUGGCAAGAGGAGGUGCGCAAGGAAAAUGAAAAAGGAGGAACGAUGCUCCGUUAGCCAAGUCAAAUUGGAUCUGUAUAUGGACUAUUGUCCUUGUGAGAAGGGGAAUAAAUAUUGUUCGGAUGAUCCAGAGCCGAGAUGCACAGCCUGACAGUAACAAUCAAAGUGUACAUCAUUCAUUUAAUGUAGCGUUCCAAUUUAAUUUAUAAAUUUGUCUCCGAUUUUGCGAUAUAUUUUUGUUUCAUCUUUUUCAACGCACCAUCUUUCUAUCAUUAUAUUGUACUUUACACAUUGAGAUCGUUUCAAAUUAUGUAUGCAUUUAUGAACACGAAGUUUGUUGUUUAAUAAAAACUGAA
Uloborus diversus is the source of this 647-nucleotide messenger RNA. RefSeq names its product U-scoloptoxin(18)-Er1a-like. Gene Ontology annotation, biological process: digestion; lipid catabolic process. Lineage: Eukaryota; Metazoa; Arthropoda; Arachnida; Araneae; Uloboridae. The record is from RefSeq and is a predicted model, not a curated record. The transcript is spliced from 3 exons. Gene Ontology annotation, cellular component: extracellular region. The coding region runs from base 71 to 442 and encodes 123 amino acids. Gene Ontology annotation, molecular function: enzyme activator activity.